Molecule: messenger RNA, 545 nt
Organism: Micropterus dolomieu (smallmouth bass)
Lineage: Eukaryota; Metazoa; Chordata; Actinopteri; Centrarchiformes; Centrarchidae
Product: progonadoliberin-1-like
Exons: 4
Coding region: 252-545 (97 amino acids)
Biological process (GO): multicellular organism development
Cellular component (GO): extracellular region
Molecular function (GO): hormone activity
Source: RefSeq, a predicted model, not a curated record
UUAUUACUUUGUGGCUAAAGCUUAUUCCGUGUAACUUUUUCUUUUUGUGGAAGGGCAAAAAUCAAUCUUUUAAACAGCUCUGCAGGUCGCCAGUAAGUGUUGCUUAAUCCCACUUUGUCACCCCCUGUAGUGAAGUGUUUGGCUGAGAGGAAGGGAAGCAGCAUAGGCUUAUAUAAACCUUGGAAAAUAGUGUGCAGCAGAAUUCACAACGCUCUGCAUACAAGAACAAAUCAGAGAAGCCUGUCUGCCUGAUGCACAGAAGAAUGGCUACAAAAACCUUGGCACUGUGGCUGCUGCUUGUGGGGACAGUGACACAGGGCUGCUGCCAGCACUGGUCAUAUGGACUGAGCCCAGGAGGGAAGAGGGAACUGGACAGCCUCUCAGACACACUGGGCAAUAUAGUUGAGGCCUUUCCACACGAGGACGCACCCUGCACUGUUUUUGGUUGUGCAGAGGAAUCGCCACUUGAAAAAAUAUACAGAAUGAAAGGAUUUCGAGGCAGUGUCACCGACAGGGAAAAUGGACACAGACCGUAUAAAAAAUGA